Danio rerio (zebrafish) is the source of this 1282-nucleotide messenger RNA. RefSeq names its product protein phosphatase 1, regulatory (inhibitor) subunit 11 (gene ppp1r11). Gene Ontology annotation, biological process: protein ubiquitination. NCBI's taxonomy places the organism in Eukaryota, Metazoa, Chordata, Actinopteri, Cypriniformes, Danionidae. The record is from RefSeq and is marked provisional. Gene Ontology annotation, molecular function: ubiquitin protein ligase activity; protein serine/threonine phosphatase inhibitor activity.
AAAUGCUCAUACGCUGUCCGCGUAGACAACAGAAAUUAGCUAGUGGCGCUUCGCUUUCCAAAACCACAACUACGACUUCUCACAAUCAUAUCUAGCUAGUCAGCUGACUAGUUUUUGAAGCACAGCCAACCUCUCGAACUGGUCCGUCCGCAAACACGUCCUUCCUUAGGAGUGAUUAGACUGCUGCAAAUUCAUCUCAUGCAUUCAUCAGAGAUUCAUAAAGCGACCACCUCGACAUUUUGACACCACCAGCCGACGGCCGAAGUUGUUAUUUCCUAAAAUCCCAAAACCGAAACCAGGCAUUUGUCUAUUAAAGGCUAUCGAGCGCCGCUGAAAGGUUUUUUCGGGCUUCAUCAGUGCGAUGGCGGAGGUUCCAGGUACAUCGAGUGAGACGAUAACGGAGACCGUUCAGACGGGCACACCGCCUCCACCCCAGCAGGAGGGCAGAAGCCUGACCAUCAAGCUCAGGAAAAGGAAGACGGAGAAGAAAGUAGAGUGGUCCAGUGACACGGUGGACAAUGAGCAUCUCGGCCGGCGGUCCUCAAAGUGUUGCUGCAUUUAUGAGAAGCCUCGACAGUUUGGCGAAUCUUCCUCGGAAAGCGAGGGUGAUGACGAGGAGGGUUGCGGGAGCGCGCAUUGCAUUCUGGGACAUGGGAGAAGAGGCCAUGGACAAAGAGAGGGCGGAGGGACCACAGUGCCACCUAGUUCUGGGGGAACAAACCCUCACUAGAUGUAAACGCCAGUGGGAGAGCUGUUUUGGAGGGAAGGGAAAAGGGCGGCGUGGGCACUACAUUCAUAAUCCCUCAUCCUCACUCACACUCCAUUACAUCACAUCAUCACUGGGUGUCAAAAGCUUCUUUUUUUGAUGAAUGAAAGCUUGAAGAGCAAUGCAAUGUGAUUUGUUUUCUUCACAGUCAUUAACGGGAUGACUUGGAGAAGACUUUGCGAUCUGAAUGCUGCCGGAAAAUUCACGUUUGUUGUACAUAGGCAUUGGCUUUUAUUUCUUUUUGUAAAAAUCUAUAUUUAUUUCUUUAUGUUAACAACACGAUCUUACCGGUUCUGUGUCCACAACCGUUUUAAUGAAUCGAAAAACCUUCAAAUCUAAGGUUACACCGACUUUAGUCGAAUUUAAAAGGAAUAAAAAAGGAAUUUUAUAUCAAAUAAAAAAUUGCCUUGCGGUGUCACAAUUCUAGCAGCAGUAUUUCUUCAUAUCACUUGAGGAAAUUGAAGCGUUAUAUGUGUUGUGUGCUAUAGUGAAUUUCAAUAAAUGAAUAAAUACAAA